Lethenteron reissneri (Far Eastern brook lamprey) is the source of this 785-nucleotide messenger RNA. RefSeq names its product nuclear factor 1 X-type-like. NCBI's taxonomy places the organism in Eukaryota, Metazoa, Chordata, Hyperoartia, Petromyzontiformes, Petromyzontidae. Gene Ontology annotation, cellular component: nucleus. Gene Ontology annotation, biological process: regulation of transcription by RNA polymerase II. The record is from RefSeq and is a predicted model, not a curated record. Gene Ontology annotation, molecular function: DNA-binding transcription factor activity, RNA polymerase II-specific; RNA polymerase II cis-regulatory region sequence-specific DNA binding.
AGGGGAGAGCGAGAUCGCUCCGUGGGUCUAAGAAUAUUGCUGGGGAGUGUUUCUUGGUGUUGUUAUAUGUCACAGUUUAGUUUACAUCUCACUCACACAUCACCAACAUCACCACCAUCACCACCACCAUCACCAUCCUCCAGCUCGCCUCGUCCACACUGCGAUCGUCCGCGCCGGCAGCAGCAGAGAUGUACUCGCCCUUGUGUCUAACACAGGACGAGUUCCACCCGUUCAUCGAGGCGCUGCUGCCGCACGUGCGCGCCUUCUCCUACGUGUGGUUCAACCUGCAGGCGCGCAAGCGCAAGUACUUCAAGAAGCACGAGAAGCGCAUGUCUCGCGACGAGGAGCGCGCCGCCAAGGAAGAGCUCGUGGCCGAGAAGGUCGACGUCAAGCAGAAGUGGGCCUCUCGCCUCCUCGCCAAGCUGCGCAAGGACAUCCGCCCCGAGUGCCGCGAGGACUUCGUGCUGACCGUCACGGGCAGGAAGGCCCCCUGCUGCGUCGUCUCGAAUCCCGACCAGAAGGGCAAGAUCCGUCGCAUCGACUGCCUCCGGCAGGCCGACAAAGUGUGGCGCCUCGACCUCGUCAUGGUCAUCCUCUUCAAGGGGGUUCCCCUCGAGAGCACCGACGGCGAGCGGCUCGUCAAGUCGCCGCUGUGCGCCCAGCCGGCGCUCUGCGUGCAGCCGCGGCACAUCGCCGUGUCCGUCAAGGAGCUCGACCUUUACCUGGCCUACUUCGUGCAGGAGCAAGCGGCAAGCAUCGCCAUGACCACCAGCACCACCGCUUGA